Molecule: messenger RNA, 775 nt
Organism: Macroventuria anomochaeta
Lineage: Eukaryota; Fungi; Ascomycota; Dothideomycetes; Pleosporales; Didymellaceae
Product: golgi apparatus membrane protein-like protein tvp23
Exons: 3
Coding region: 1-585 (194 amino acids)
Biological process (GO): protein secretion; vesicle-mediated transport
Cellular component (GO): Golgi membrane
Source: RefSeq, a predicted model, not a curated record
AUGGAAACGGCACAACAAGCCCCCGCGCCCGGCGCGCUGAGCUGGAAACUCAGCACCCACCCCAUAACACUGCUCACCUUUCUGUUCUUCCGCAUCUCUUCGCUCCUCGUGUACAUCCUCGGCCUGCGCCUCCUAACCUUCAACUUCGUCAUGAUCUUCAUCAUCACCAUCCUGCUGCUCGCCAUCGACUUCUACUACCUCAAGAACAUCGCCGGCCGCCGGCUGGUCGGGCUGCGCUGGUGGAACGAAGUCGACACGGCGACGGGCGAAGGGCGGUGGGUGUUUGAGUCUGCCGACCCAGAGACGAGGGAGGUGAAUGCGACGGAUAAGCGCUUCUUUUGGAUUGCGCUGUAUGCGCAGCCCGUGCUGUGGAUUCUGCUCGCGAUAUUGGCGCUGGUCAGUUUGGAGUUUAUUUGGCUGACGCUUGUUGUUAUUGCGCUUGUUCUUACGAUUACGAAUACGCUUGCGUUCUCGAGGUGCGAUAAGUUUAGCCAGGCGAGCGGCUUUGCGUCGAAUGCGAUAUAUGGAUCUGGCCUGGCGAGAAGUCUGGCUGGUGGUGUUAUCGGUGGUUUGUUCAGGCGAUGAUCAAGCGGAGAAGAUUGUACUGCGACAAAAGCGAGCGUUGGGCGCUGUAAGAGCAGGCAUGGCGCAUGGAGUUUCAGGGUCACAAAGCAUGAUUGAAAGAUAUCCUACGAGAUGGCGGUCAAGCUUGGUGUUAUAUUGAGCAUAUGUACGCUAAGUCGCUUCAUAUAUAUGCAAGGAUACGCCGGCUGUC